Molecule: messenger RNA, 2797 nt
Organism: Bombina bombina (fire-bellied toad)
Lineage: Eukaryota; Metazoa; Chordata; Amphibia; Anura; Bombinatoridae
Gene: CRTAC1
Product: cartilage acidic protein 1
Exons: 15
Coding region: 54-2009 (651 amino acids)
Biological process (GO): axonal fasciculation
Molecular function (GO): calcium ion binding
Source: RefSeq, a predicted model, not a curated record
CUUAGAGUUGGGCAGAAAUCUUAGUGGGAACUUGUGAACUCUCUAAGUACUAAAUGUUUGGAAUGGAGCUGCAUGCAGAUUAUUGCAUUUCUAUAUCGAAGCUGAUGAUGAUUCUCACGUUGUUGUUCUCAAUAAUUAUCUGUUGCGGGGGAGCUCAACGUUCGGAACCGAUGUUCACUGCUGUAACCAACACUGUUCUCCCACCAGACUAUGAAAAUAAUCCAACUCAGCUGAACUAUGGAGUGGCCGUUACAGAUGUGGACAAUGAUGGGGACUUUGAAAUUAUUGUGGCUGGGUAUAAUGGGCCAAAUCUUGUGUUGAAGUACAUCAAACAAAAAGGACGUUUGGUGAACAUAGCUGUGGAUGAGAGAAGUUCACCAUAUUAUGCAUUACGAGAUCGUCAAGGCAACGCGAUUGGGGUCACGGCCUGUGAUAUUGAUGGAGAUGGAAGGGAAGAAAUUUAUUUUCUUAACACAAACAAUGCCUUUUCAGGUGUGGCAACAUACACGGACAAAUUGUUUAAAUUUAGAAAAGGACGUUGGGAAGAUCUUUUUGGUGAUGAUGUGAAUGUGAAAAAGGGAGUGGCGAAUCGAUUUGCCGGGCGAUCGGUGGCUUGCAUUGACAGGAAGGGCACUGGACGAUACUCCAUCUAUAUUGCAAACUAUGCAAAUGGAAAUGUGGGUCCGCAUGCAUUGAUUGAAGCAGAUGAAGCGGCCAGCGAUUUUUCUAGCGGAAUCAUUGUGCUGUCCAAUGUUGCUGCAGAAGCUGGUGUAAAUAAGUACACAGGUGGGCGAGGCGUCAUUGUUGGACCAAUCGUGAACUCUUUUGCCUCUGACAUAUUUUGUGACAAUGAGAAUGGUCCAAAUUUUCUCUUUCAAAACAAAGGAGAUGGAACUUUUUCUGAUGUAGCUUCCAGUGCAGGUGUGGAUGAUACAUAUCAGCAUGGGCGUGGUGUAGCGCUAGCAGACUUUAAUAGGGAUGGAAAAGUAGACAUUGUGUAUGGAAAUUGGAAUGGACCACAUCGUCUUUUUCUACAGAUGAACACGAAUGGAAAAAUUCGCUUCCGGGAUAUUGCUACUCAGAAGUUCUCUAUGCCUUCUCCAAUUCGUACUGUGAUUGCUGCUGACUUCGAUAACGAUCAGGAACUUGAAGUCUUUUUUAAUAACAUCGCCUUCAAAGCAUCUUCAGCAAACCGCAUGUUCAGGGUUGGUCGCAGGGAACAUGCUGACCCGUUCAUGGAGGAACUUAAUCCUGGAGAUGCCUCGGAGCCUGAAGGUCGCGGAACCGGUGGAGCUGUGACGGACUUUGAUGGAGAUGGAAUGUUGGAUUUGAUAUUGUCCCAUGGAGAAUCAAUGGCCCAACCUAUAUCUGUAUUCAAAGGAAAGCAGGGCUUAAAAAACAACUGGCUUCGAGUAAUACCACGUACCAAGUUUGGUUCAUUUGCUCGUGGUGCCAAGGUUGUUCUUUACACAAAAAAGAGCGGAGCACACUUGAGGAUUAUUGAUGGUGGAUCUGGGUAUCUUUGUGAAAUGGAACCUGUUGCACAUUUUGGUUUGGGAAAGGAUGAAGCCAGCAGCAUAGAGGUGACGUGGCCUGAUGGUCGUGUAUUUACCCGGGGGAUCGCCAAAGGGGAAAUUAAUUCUGUGCUGGAAAUUCCUUACCCCCAUGAAGAAGAUAGUGUAACUAAACCGACUAACAUUGAGUGUGGCCAAGGCUUCUCGCUGAAUGAAAAUGGACACUGCGGAGACACAGACGAGUGUAUACAAUUUCCAUUUGUUUGUCCCAGGGAAAAGCCAGUCUGUGUCAACACAUACGGAAACUACAAGUGUCGUCCAAACAGGAGGUGCAACCGUGGAUAUGAGCCCAAUGAAGAUGGCACUGCUUGUGUUGCUCAGGUGGCCUAUUUUGGAGGAUACCCAUCUUCAGCCGUCACAUUCAGGGCUGACAUCUUGCACUGUACAGCAAUAAUGCUAAGCCUUGGAUUAUACUUCCAGACAUUCUUCCUCUGAAUCAGUUGAUUAUAAAAGCUUUGUGCUUGUUUCUCUCAACUUCUAUGUCAAAGAACUGUCUACCAAUCCUGCCCCAGUGUUGAUCUGGGAAUAAGGAAGGUGCAUACCUGAUACAAACACACGAGAAAGAACUUUCUUUGAAACUUAGAGUGAAUAGUGAUAUUUUCGUAAAAAACCCAAGUUGUUUGUUAAUAUGUCAUGCAUGUUUUCUGAGAAAACUAAAGAGAAACUCCCUAUAAGACUUCUGCUAAAGACACAAACAAAACAUGAUCUAUUAAUUAGUGUUUUACAAAUGUAUCCUCUCAAUUUUUUUUAUAUGUUGCCAUGACAUCUUGGUUAAUUCAUUUACUGCCAGAAGAUCCAACAGAACAAUGCAUGGCAGGCCCUUCCUGGCAGGGAAAUGGUUAAUCCCGAUUGACUGCUUGUAAUAUUAUUUAAUAUAAUAACGUAUAUUUGUGCCUGCUGGUUUGGCCUGCCUGGUGUCUGCUUCCCUGCUCUUAACCUCGGUAAAGGAAGAAGCCUUAUUUUGUUGUUUUUUUAAAACUUAUUUAAAGAAUGUUAAGAGUUCAACUUUUUUGCAGUCUUCCAAUCAUGGAUCUACAUAACAUGUUAUAAGUAAAACAUCUCCUAAAUAUAUAUAAAAAUGGCAAUGCGCGGAAAACAUUUAUAAGUGGUGCAAUUGAGGACUAAGGAAAUAAUGCAGUUUUAUUUCAAAGUAAUGUACAAUACAAACAAUAUAAUAAAUGGAAAUGUCUAUAACUGAUUUUACACUAUGUAGCUGGUUGACA